This is a messenger RNA of Hypoxylon trugodes, 943 nucleotides long. RefSeq lists its product as uncharacterized. The transcript has 3 exons. Bases 254 to 622 code for a protein of 122 amino acids. Lineage: Eukaryota; Fungi; Ascomycota; Sordariomycetes; Xylariales; Hypoxylaceae. The record is from RefSeq and is a predicted model, not a curated record.
GACUCUGUUCGUUCGAUACAUAGACUACACUUAGAUUUAUUACAUACAAAUACUUAUACACCUGUACUACUUGUACAAUUAUCUAUCAGCAUACUUAUAGAUACCUUAGUGUCUUACACUUGACCUUCAACAUCCGUCGAGACAUACACACUUAACACCAAACGACGAAACCACCUUGAGGGACCUUAGCUCUUGUACAACUAUAAUUCAUAACUCACCUUCUCAUCUACCGUCACUCGAUAAAUACGUCAAAAUGCCUAUGAACCUUAACACACCACGACCAUUCUCCGCUGCAUCUCCCGUACACCCGAGUUAUCUCCCCGCCUUACACAAAUCAGGCCGGAUCGAAAGAGGAAUUGCAACAGCGACAGUCGCAGCCGUAGGAAUUGGAUACGGCCUAGCGAAAUACAAAGCCGCCAAAGCCGAACAGUGGCAAAAAGAGCACCACGUGCAACAACAACAAAUGUUCCGCAGCGCCGAGGCAGUCGUCGCGCCGGCGACAGUGGCUGUUCCGCAGCAAAAUGCCGCUGUAGAAGCCGUGGAGAACGCGUAUGGUGACCGUACGAGUUUGGCUGAGCUUGAAGCUGCUGUUGUGGCUUAUGAGACGAGACGGAAGGAUUGAGAUUGAUUUGUAUCGCUAUGUUAUGAUUACUGCAUCGGUAUGGGUAUUGGGAUUAGGUUGGGGUUGGGGUUAUUAGCGGGCGUCUUACGGUUAUGGGCUAUGGGAUACGGGCGGUUUAUCAUUGGAGUUUGGACGGUAAAGGAAAAAUUAUGACGGCGACUUAUGGGCGGGUUAUUAGGGGAUGGAUUAUGUAUGUCUUAGAGGGAAACUCGCUUCGAUCGGGUACCCCUGAUGCUACAAUUGAUACCUAGGUAUCAAUUCAUCGGUUCAUCUCUAUCAACUCUGCCUCGCUUUUGAGUCUUCGUUUAUUGUGACCUGUAU